This is a messenger RNA of Penicillium brasilianum, 402 nucleotides long. NCBI's taxonomy places the organism in Eukaryota, Fungi, Ascomycota, Eurotiomycetes, Eurotiales, Aspergillaceae. The record is from the annotation of a GenBank genome assembly.
AUGGCUUCUGGAAGCUGUGCAUGCCGUUACAUCCGAUACACGACAACUUCCCCGCCAGCGGGUCCUGUAUACUGCCACUGCAUCGAGUGCCGCAAACAGUCCGGUGCUCCCUAUCAGACAUGGCUGGACUUCCCAAAGGACACUGUCAAAUGGAGUGUCGAGCCAACUGUCUGGAGAUCUAGUGAUACCGCAUCGCGCAGCUUUUGUCCUCGCUGUGGUUCAACUAUGACGAUGACGCUGGACAAGGAGCCAUCCAACACGGAGAUCCCGGCGGGAACGCUGGACGUUGAGUCGGAACAUUUAGUGUCCAGGCCGGGAAAGCAUAUCUUCUACAAGGAGAAGGCCGCUUGGUAUGACGCACCGGAUGAUGGGUCGAUGGUAUUUAACGAGUGGAGCGAGUGA